Messenger RNA from Prunus armeniaca (apricot), 1125 nucleotides. The record is from the annotation of a GenBank genome assembly. Lineage: Eukaryota; Viridiplantae; Streptophyta; Magnoliopsida; Rosales; Rosaceae.
AUGAGCAGAAGACACAACCCGGGUGCAACUAGAAUCCAUUGUCCUCGUAGGAGGUGUAACAACACGUUGUGGGAGACAAUUGAAAAUGUUGGAUUUCAUUUAGUAAGGAAUGGAAUGAUUGAGACAUAUAGCAUUUGGAACUUUCAUGGGGAACAAUUAUACAAUGCUUCGUCUUUAAAUGCCACAAGGGUGGACAAUGUUGAACCUAUUGUGGAUCCUAAUGAACAAGUCAUGGAUAUUAUAAAUGAUGUUUUUCUAUUUGCAUCGACCACCAUCAAUCAGGAAGGGGAAGAUGACGUGCCUACCCCAAUGGACAGUGUUGAGUUCGAACAAUAUGAACAACUGUUAAAAAAUGCAAACCAAGAGUUAUUCCCGGGGUGCGAUAGCUUUUCCGUUCUCACGGCCAUUAUGAAGCUAAUGCACAGAAAAAUAAAGUAUAGUAUGUCGAACCUAUGUUUCGAUUACUUUUUGGGAGUUUUCAAGAGAAUGCUUCCGACGAACAAUUGUUUGCCGAAAGACCAUAGAUACGCGCAAAAGGUGUUGAAUGGUCUUGGAUUGGGUUAUGAAAAAAUUCAUGCUUGCAAAAACAAUUGCAUGUUAUUCUACAAAGAGUAUGAAACAUUGGAUACAUGCCCUAUAUGCAAAGAGUCGAGAUUCAAGAUGACAUCUCAGAAUAGAACGACUAAGAUCCCACAAAAAGUCAUGCGUUAUUUGCCCCUGAGACCUAGGCUACAGCGAUUGUAUAUGUCGAUUCAUACUGCCACAGACAUGAGCUUGCAUAAGAAAAAACGGGUAGACGACGAUGUGAUGCGGCAUCCUGCAGAUGGGAGGCAUGGACAGAGUUUGAUCAAACAUUCCCUGAGUUUGCUGCUGAUCCCCGAAAUGUUAUAUUGGGACUUGCCACUGACGGAUUCAAUCCGUACAGGCACAAAGGGUUAUAUGGCAUGCCCUGUAUGCAAGGAAGAUAUAACUUUUGGUUGGCACGCGAGAAAAGUUUGUUAUCUUGGUUAUCGAAGAUGGUUGCCAUGGGACCACGAAUGGCGGGAAAAUGAUAAAGAGUUUGACGGGAACACAGAGCAUCGCCUCAGACCUAGAGAAUGGUUCAGUGAUGAGAUCUUGGAAUAG